Cladophialophora yegresii CBS 114405 is the source of this 1275-nucleotide messenger RNA. RefSeq names its product alpha 1,2-mannosyltransferase. The record is from RefSeq and is a predicted model, not a curated record. Gene Ontology annotation, cellular component: membrane; Golgi apparatus. The transcript has 3 exons. Gene Ontology annotation, molecular function: alpha-1,2-mannosyltransferase activity. NCBI's taxonomy places the organism in Eukaryota, Fungi, Ascomycota, Eurotiomycetes, Chaetothyriales, Herpotrichiellaceae. Gene Ontology annotation, biological process: cell wall mannoprotein biosynthetic process; protein O-linked glycosylation; protein N-linked glycosylation. The coding region runs from base 1 to 1275 and encodes 424 amino acids.
AUGGCGACCGGCUCCGGGAGAUAUCUGCGUUAUAUACUGUUUGCGGUGUUUGGGAUUGCAAUUCUAUACUUUAUUUCCACCUCGUCACUCCCCGAAUCAGCCGGCUCCCUGACCCAGGGCACGACUUUUGGCUGGGACCGGCCCGCGGAGUCAAAAUCGAGUCCUGAAGUGAAAGACUCAACCGAGCUCGUUCAUCUUCCUCAGACAUCGUCCGCUACCGAGGCGCAGCCGACCUCCGGAGCAACGACCCCGAACAUCGUCCCUACCAUCCCCUCGGAACUCUCCCCUCCCGCGCCUGGCGAACGCGUCAAUGCGACUUUCAUCACUUUGGCAAGGAACACCGAUAUCUGGGAAAUAGCGCGCUCGAUUAGACAAGUCGAAGAUCGGUUCAACCGAAACUACAACUACGACUGGGUGUUCCUGAACGACAAGCCCUUUGACGAGACGUUCAAAAAGGUCACUUCGUCCCUCGUGUCUGGGAAGACGCAUUAUGGAGAAAUCCCCGUUGAACACUGGUCCUUCCCGCCAUGGAUUGACCAGAAGAAAGCCGAGGCGGUGCGCGAGGACAUGCGCCGAAGGAAGAUCAUCUAUGGCGACUCGAUCAGUUACCGACACAUGUGCCGUUUCGAAUCUGGGUUCUUCUUCCGGCAUCCGCUGCUCCAACAAUUCGAGUACUACUGGCGAGUUGAGCCCAGCGUCGAGUUGUUCUGCGACAUCCACUACGACCCGUUCCGGUAUAUGAAGGAGAACAAGAAGAAGUACAGCUUCGUCCUCAGCUUGUACGAAUACGUCGAGACUAUCCCGACGCUGUGGGACAGCGCAAAGAAGUUUAUUAAGGAUCAUCCUGAACACAUCUCCCCUGACAAUUCCAUGGCAUUCUUGAGCGACGACGGCGGUGACACGUACAACAAGUGCCAUUUUUGGUCAAACUUUGAGAUCGGCAACCUAGACUGGCUGCGCUCACAGGCCUACCUAGACUUCUUCGAGAGCCUCGACAAGGACGGCGGUUUCUUCUAUGAACGCUGGGGCGACGCGCCUGUCCACUCAAUUGCCGCUGGUCUCCUGCUCCGGAAAGACGAAAUUCACUUCUUCAAUGACAUCGCAUACUACCACGUCCCCUUCACGCACUGUCCAACGGGCGACGACGUCCGCCUCAAGCUCCGCUGCCACUGCAACCCCGCCGACAAUUUUGAUUGGAAAGGCUACAGCUGUACAUCUCGCUUCUUCGACCUCAACAAGCUUAAGAAGCCUGCCGGGUGGGAAGCUCAAGUAUAG